GAGCAAUCCAAGAUAGGAAGAUUAACGCCAACAAGUGUUUACUUUCGUUCCUUCCCCCCCGGCUGAGGAUCUACUUCCGGCAACAUUGAUGACGUAGGGGUGAGUCACGCUGCCGUGCCGUCGUGUUUACUCCAGGAGAGAGAUGAUUCGCGGUAAGACGGUGAUCGUGACCGGGGCGAACAGCGGCAUCGGGAAGGCGACGGCGGCGGAGCUGCUGCGGCGGGAGGCGCGGGUCAUCAUGGCGUGCAGGAGCCGGGAGAGAGGCGAGAGCGCGGCGCGGGAGAUCCGCCAGCAGGCCGGUACCGGUACCGACACCGACACCGGGCGCGGAGAGCUGCUGGUCAGACUGCUGGACCUGGCGUGUGUGAGCUCCGUGCGCAGCUUCUGCGAGCAGAUCAACAAGGAGGAGCCGAGACUCGACGUGCUGAUCAACAACGCCGGGGUCUACCAGUGUCCCUACUCUAGAACCGAGGACGGCUUCGAGAUGCAGUUCGGCGUCAACCACCUCGGCCACUUCCUCCUCACACACCUGCUCCUGGACCUGCUGAAGCGCUCGGCACCGAGCCGCAUCGUCGUCGUCUCCUCCAAACUCUACAAACGAGGAGAGAUCAACUUCGACGACCUGAACAGCGAGCGCGGCUACGACGGAGCGUCGGCGUACAGCCGCAGCAAGCUGGCCAACCUGCUGUUCACGCUGGAGCUCGGUCGGCGGCUAGAGGACACGGGCGUGACAGUCAACGCUCUCACGCCUGGCAUCGUCAGGACCAACCUGGGACGCCACGUCCGCGUCCCUCUGCUGGCCAAACCGCUCGUCAGCCUGGCCUCGUGGGCGCUGCUCAGAUCGCCCGAGGAGGGAGCGAGGACUGCCGUUUAUCUCGCCUGCUCUCCGGACGUGGAAGGGGUUCAGGGGAAAUGUUUCGCUGACUGCCACGAGCAGAAGCUGCUCCCUAAAGCCACGGACGAGGACGUGGCUAAAAAACUGUGGGACAUCAGCGAGGUGAUGGUGGGCAUCACGACGUAGAACAGAAAUCACAAUCAGGUUUCAUAUCGUCAUAACGAUAAAUCCCAGUUUACGCUUUCAUUAUAGUGUCUCUGAAAAUAAAUAAAUAAAAAUUUUAAAUAUAUUCUUCCUCAAUACAAUAAGGAAAAAAUGCCAGAAAUGUCUGUUUAACCAGAAAAGAAAUAAACAUGUAUAAAAAUAUUAAAAACAAUUAAUUAAUUGCGUUAAAUGAUUUUCGCCAAGCAGUCGACAUUACUCAGGCUGUUUCAGAUUGUUUUUAUGAAUUUAUUUUUGCCAGAACAUGUUUAAAAAAUUCUUCUUUCCUAAAUCUAAAAAGAAUGCAGCAGAAAUAUCCAGCAUGUCAUCAGCUAAAAAAAAAACAAACAAACAAUAUAUUAAAAUAUUUAAACGGAUUAAUUACAAUAAUGAUUGAUGCACUAAGCCUUGUUUUUGUUUGAUUGCCGAGAGUGUAUAAAAUAUUAAUAAAAAUUAUUAAUUGCGUUAGAUUAAUUGUAAAACAGCUCAUGUUACUCAAAGAGAUUUUUUGUUUUGUUUGUUUUAUUAAUGUGAAAAUCCUUCCUUCCUAAAUCAAGAGAAUGUGCCAAAAAGAGAGAAAAUAUUAAACGUUAAAAUGUUAAAAUAUUACAUUAAUCACAUUAGAGGAUUGAUUUUUGUUCCAGGACAAAAACGGUAAAUUAAACUGUUUCUAUUUUCUGCAUGAACACCUUUCGAAAAAGCACAAAUGAGUGAAUUAUUGCGAACAGAUGUAAUGAUGGAGUGAUGACACAAUGCCAAAUUGUUUUUCUGGAAAUAAAGUGUGAUGUGUUGAGAGAAA
This is a messenger RNA of Pangasianodon hypophthalmus (striped catfish), 1835 nucleotides long. It is a transcript of the gene rdh14a, whose product is annotated as retinol dehydrogenase 14a. The transcript has 2 exons. The record is from RefSeq and is a predicted model, not a curated record. Lineage: Eukaryota; Metazoa; Chordata; Actinopteri; Siluriformes; Pangasiidae. The coding region runs from base 143 to 1021 and encodes 292 amino acids.